Bipolaris victoriae FI3 is the source of this 1899-nucleotide messenger RNA. RefSeq lists its product as hypothetical. NCBI's taxonomy places the organism in Eukaryota, Fungi, Ascomycota, Dothideomycetes, Pleosporales, Pleosporaceae. The transcript has a single exon. Bases 1 to 1899 code for a protein of 632 amino acids. The record is from RefSeq and is a predicted model, not a curated record.
AUGUCAUUUUUCGUGUAUCGGGCACUGACCCCCGACAAAAGUAGGAUCCGGCUCAUCCAUCUUCUACCCAGAAGCAGUCAUGCUCCGUUCAAGACACCAUCAAAUGAACAGUUUCCAGACGCAGAUGCUUCUGGGCUAGCAGUUCGGGUGUUUUGUACUAUCUCUCAUGUCUCUCUUGAUCAGCCGCCUCCUUAUUCUGCGCUUUCUUACACCUGGGGUGAUUUGAAUCAAAAAGGCCUCAUUCUUGUUGGCGACGCUCCUUUCCACGUCACGAAAAGUCUUGAAAUUGCGCUUAGUCAUUUGACGCUAGAAGACAAGCCAUUGACGCUUUGGAUCGAUGCUCUCUGUAUCGAUCAGGAUGAUGAAGUGGAAAAAACAGAACAAGUUCGACAGAUGCAGCAAAUCUACUCAAAAGCAACAUCUGUGAUAACUUGGUUGGGUCCAGCUGCGGAAAAUAGCGACGCGGCGAUGGACUGGAUCCAGCGUUAUGGGUCUCUGUCUUAUGAACUCGGUAUUGGAUCCAGGCCGGAAUUGCGACUUCGCCACCUCCUACAGACGUUUGAAGCAGAUCCAGAUAAACUACCUCACGAAGGUCUUAAAGAAUUCCUUCGCGACAUCUCUGCGCAGCUGUCACCGGGAACUCGCGACAGCGAAAGUGUUGGCACAGCCUUAUCCAAACUCUUCAAACGAGCCUAUUGGAGCCGAAUCUGGGUAGUUCAAGAAUUAGUGCACGCGAAACGCGUGAAAUUCGUAUGCGGAAACAUUGCCGUAUCGGAAGAGCCUGUUCAUCACUCACUGAGACUACUGAGGAAUUUCGGACAAUACCAGCACUUCAAAUCAGCUCAACACCCACAAGCAACUGAUUCGGAACUUACAUCAACCUCAUUUGACAUGCGUAACCCUGUUAAUAUUCUCAAGAUUCGAAGGGCUGCAGGGCCGUUUCCAGUGAUAUACUUGAUCCGAACCUUAAGAUACUUCAAAGCAACAGACCCACGGGACAGAAUCUUUGCACUCUUGAGUUUUGCUGCGGAUGCAGCGGCAUUUGGUCUAUCUCCAGAUUACCGAAAGUCCUGUAGUGAGGUUUAUAUCAGGACUACAAUAUCGCUAUUGCAAAAUGGUGUCUUUGAUAUUCUUUCAUUCUGCGAAGCCCAUAAAGAAAGUUCAGAACUUCCUUCGUGGGUUCCCGACUUCAAUCAGAUCAGCUACAGAGUUCCUCUUCAGCAAAGGGCGAUGAAGCGAGAAUCAGUGCCUAUCACAACUGUUCUCCAACCCAGGUUCAGCGCUUCUGGGGAUAACCAACAUACACAUCUCUCCUUUGAGCACACACAAGGCUUUCCUACGUCCCUAUUAAUCCAUGCCAAGUUUGUGGAUGAAGUGAAGUGUGUGGGCACUACUUGGGAACCACAAGCUUUUGGGCUCUGGCUGCAAGAGCUAAGGGAAUUUUCUCAUCAAAGCUCCCCUCCUUUUGAGCCUCAUCACCUAAGAAAUGUCUGGCGCACUGCAGUGGCAGAUCAAGAGAUCAGGCAGGGGAACCAAAAGCCUAGAUUAUCUGAACACGGUCUUGCAAAAGUACAUAACUUAUUGAGAAGUCUGGAUUUGAGCGUUGCAAAUGCACGAACGUUUGCCCACUUAGGAUUAGAAGAUUAUCUUUAUCAGUUGCAGGAUGUUGCUUAUGGCAGACGGCCUUUCCACACAUCAAAAGGUCACUUAGGGAUAGGACCUUGCCAAAUGAUGCCUGGAGACCUUGUCUACGUACUUGUUGGCACCGAUGUUCCAUAUAUUCUUCGCCCAAAUAACCACGGCAAAUUACGGCUCAUUGGAGAAGCUUACACGCACGGAAUCAUGGACGGUGAAACUAUGAAAGACGGCCCACCAGUGGAUAUGAUUGCUAUAUAUUGA